Aspergillus pseudonomiae is the source of this 2273-nucleotide messenger RNA. RefSeq names its product glycoside hydrolase family 47 protein. Gene Ontology annotation, molecular function: calcium ion binding; mannosyl-oligosaccharide 1,2-alpha-mannosidase activity. NCBI's taxonomy places the organism in Eukaryota, Fungi, Ascomycota, Eurotiomycetes, Eurotiales, Aspergillaceae. Gene Ontology annotation, cellular component: endoplasmic reticulum; Golgi membrane. The transcript is spliced from 4 exons. The record is from RefSeq and is a predicted model, not a curated record. The coding region runs from base 330 to 2114 and encodes 594 amino acids. Gene Ontology annotation, biological process: N-glycan processing; carbohydrate metabolic process.
UGGGGCUGAAUUACUAUGGAGGACUGUGUACUCCAACUGCCCAUAUUAACCCAGAAUUAAUGUCUGGGGUGCUUUGUUCGCCCCCUUGAUGGAUGCUCUAGACUUUUCCUGACUUGGAGAUUUUGAUUGAGUCUCUUCUUUCCCUCUCCAGCAUUAGAUGCUACUCUAACCUCUGAGCAUGCUGUAUCUACAUUCCUUCAUGUUGUUUCUUUCGUUUUCAACCUAAUCUCGAGCUGCAAAAAGCUCACUAGCAUUCCCUCGCCCAUUGUCCUUCCUUCCAAUUUCUUAACUAAGGCCACUUUUGUGGUUAUUCUCUCUCUCUUUACACUAUGCUUUGCGUUCGAAAAAGCUAUUUUCUUCCAACAUUUGUCUUAGUCUUCCUUACGUAUAUCCUUUUCUCUAGUCUACCGCCAGGCGCGGAAAUACCGUACAUUGACGACCCCGCAGAAUAUGGACCUCCUCCAAGGCCUCCUCGAAAAGGCAACGACUUAAUUCAUUAUAGAAAUCCCACUGAGCAACACCCUGUGGAAGAAUAUAUCCCCCUUCCAACAGCUGCCCCAUCUCCCAUUCCCCGCGUCCAAUAUGAAUUUCCGGCGGAAUCAUGGUUGACUCGCAGAAGAAGGGUGAAGAAGCAGAACGCUGUGCGGAAUGCCUUCAAACACGCAUGGAAAGGAUACAAGAAACAUGCAUGGCUACGGGAUGAGCUGUCGCCCCUCAGUGCUGAAUACCGAGAAUCAUUUGGUGGAUGGGCAGCUACCCUGGUUGAUUCUCUCGAUUCACUUGUCAUCAUGGGGUUGACGGACGAAUUCGAAGAUGCGUUGCAAGCAAUUGAACAGAUUGAUUUUUCGACCACUGGUGCCACGCAAAUCAAUGUUUUCGAGACGAAUAUCCGAUACCUAGGAGGCUUUCUGGGAGCUUACGAUUUAACUAACGGAAGUUACCCCAUACUUUUGAAGAAAGCAGUAGAGGUUGCCGAUCUGAUAUAUGGCUCAUUUGAUACUCGCAAUAGAAUGCCCCAGUCUCGUUGGGAGUGGACGCGGUCGGCUCUAGGAAUGGGCAUCCAGCCCAGCCGCAACACCAUUCUUGCCGAGCUGGGUUCCCUAAAUCUAGAAUUCACCCGAAUGACGCAGUUGACCAAGGACCCAAAGUAUUUCGACGCGAUUCAAAGGAUUGCCGAUAAGCUGGAAUCCGCACAAUUGCACACCCAAGUACCCGGUUUGUGGCCUAUGAUGGUCGAUGCACAUGAUAUGGAAUUCAACGAUCCUCGAUUCACUGUCGGUGGAAUGGCCGACUCCACUUAUGAGUAUCUUCCAAAGGAGCAUAUAUUGUUGGGGGCGCAGACGAAUCAAUACCGGAAAAUGUACGACGCGGCGAUGAACUCUAUUAAGAAGCGGCUGCUUUUCCGGGGCAUGACCAAGGAUGGGAAGGACAUCAUGUUCGCAGGCAAUAUCCGUGGUACUUCUAAAACCGUCAUUGAACCUCAGUUUGAACACCUGAAGUGCUUUCUCGGAGGGACUGUAGGCAUAGGAGCCAAGGUGUUUGACCGCCCCGAGGAAUUAUCGAUCGCGCGCAAAUUGACCGACGGUUGUAUUUGGGCAUAUGAUAUUAUGCCGACAGGGAUCAUGCCCGAGGCGCUAUAUGUCAGUCCCUGCAAGAAUAUGGAUGACUGCGAGUGGGAUGAGCAGAAAUGGCACACUGAUAUUCUUCGUCGUUUCGCCAAAUACUCCCAAGGGGAAGAAGCCGCCCAGAAAAUCAUCAGCAGCAAUAAACUGCCACCAGGCGUGACUGAGAUUCCAGAUGCAAGGUAUAACUUGAGACCGGAGGCUAUUGAAUCUGUUUUCAUUAUGUACCGUAUCACGGGAGACAAGGAACUGCAAGAUGCUGCAUGGCGGAUGUUCCGUAGCAUUGAGAAGAUGACCCUGACUCGCUACGCGCAUGCAGCUAUCUCGGAUGUGCGAAACCCCGAGUCGUCACAGCUGGACUAUAUGGAAAGUUUCUGGCUUGCAGAGACGCUCAAGUACUUCUACCUUAUUUUCUCUGAACCGGACGUCGUCAACUUGGACGAAUACGUACUGAACACCGAGGCACACCCAUUCAGACGUCCAACUGCGUGAACAUGAUGCGGUAGCCUUUUUGCCUUCAUUCCUUAUUUCUCUUAUAUUUGGUUAGAUAAAGGGUUCUUCGGCGCACAGGAGUUACACGGAGGUAUAAAUUAGCAGGACUAAAUUCCAUCUACGGAUAUACCUAUCAUAAGAGAAGAUUAUAAUAAAGAC